AUGCCGCCGUUUUCCGAUGAGAAACCUUUUGUAAGUUCAACUGAAUUCCAUUUGAAACGGGCGGAUUGUGUUCAGGACAGGAGCAUUGCUCGAAAAGUGCUCAUCGAUCAGUCGAAACAGCAGCAAAUCAGUCUGAUAAGUGGAUUUCGAGGAGUUGCGAGACAUCUGAAGAGUCUUCUGAAUGUGGAAAUGUACGUGGAAUGGGAAGGGAACGUUCUCGAAGUGUCCGUUUCAGAAACACCGAACCGAUCACGCUGAACGGAUUGGACGACGUGCGAAUGCUCAUCAUUCCACAGCCAAAGUCUUCGUUCGGAACUGGUGAGGUACUGAAUAAAAUAGGAAAAGAAAUGGAUUGAAGUGAACUGUGAUUCAGAUCGAAACAAUUUGGAAGUUCGUGGAAGAAGGCGGCGCUUUGAUGAUUCUGUCCGGAGAAGGAGGAGAGAGACAGUCGCUGAACAAACUGAUCGGAAAGUACGGAAUCAUUUUCCAUAUUACGUCUUUGAGUAUCAUCAUUCUUAUUAAUAUAACUCUUCACGGGUCUGUUUGUUUGUUUUUUUUUAUUUCUCUGUUUUGCCGUCCUACGUUUAUUUCUAAAACGAAAACAUUGACGGAGAAUUAAGAAAUGAACACGUGAACUUUCGAACAGUUAUAAGAAAGAAACACGCGGCGUAGCCGCUUUCUAGCGUUAGCUCGGGUUUAAAAGUCUUGACUUGUCGUUCGGACCGUCCUCAUCCAUUUUCUCGUUGUGUGCAUUGAGUAAGACGGAGAAGGGGACCUCUCCGAGAGGGUAGAGAAGACGAUUGCACUGCAAGGAGGGAUGGACCCGUACGUUAAUAAUAUCCACCCAGUGUGCUAUCCUUCUAACAGCUGUUUUUUACCCAAUUUUUCUUGAAUGCACGUUUAAUACAAUACAUGCUAUCUAAAACACUAACAAUUUUGUAUCUGACAUCCUGGAGUUACAGGCCAAUCUAUAUUAAAACAAGACCAGAGAUGGUACUUACAUAAUUUAUCGAUUACCUGCUCUUUCGAACCAAUUCUGUCCGAUUUUUAACUGAGACUUCAAUAGCAUAUAUUUUAUUGCAUUUCAAUAAAUGGCUCAAUUUUAAGAGAAACAACGCCCAACGGACGACAACGGAGUGACCAACUACAAUCUCCAGAAAGCAACUCACGAUCCUCCGUCCGGAAUGAAGAUAGUCAUAGAAACUGUCCGUCAACUUUAUAAUUAUCUUCUCGAAAUGAUAUGGCCUGUACCUGCACCGAACUCUAGCUUCCCGCUCCUAAAAUUGCCAGCGGUGCCUCUUUUGGAAUGUCUACGAGCAUUCGACGAAGAAAGCAUGUAAGUAUUCAAAAGUUGCUUGUUUUCUUAAUGAACAAUGUUCCAGCGUUGAGUUCGCUUUCAUUUCUCGCUCGACGAAAUGGCUAACAAGAACUGUCAUCAGUCCAAGGUAUACCGAAGUAUACUUUGGAAUUCCAUUUACCAUACACGUUCACCCACUUCGACGAUGCUCAUGGAAACUAAAAUACUUCAAAACGUCGAUUUCGGAUGAUUGGACAGAAUGUCGAGUUUCACACAAUGAGAAACGAGAAGAAAUGCUCGACUUUACUGAGACUAUGCUUCAAGUCUUAUGCACUCCGAUAAAUCAAAUAUUGAUCGAUAUCAAUGCUUUUGAUGAUUGGAAGUCAUUGAUUGAAUGGACGAACCGAAGACAACCAUUCAUCGAAACAGUGCGAAUACUUGGAUACGAUUUCAAUGAAGAAGAUGCCAAAUAUGUGUUGGAUAACUGUAAACCAACAAAAUGCUUAACGAUUAUUUCUUCACUACCGGAAAGAUUCUCAUAUGAGCAAUUCUGCUGCAAAUCUGAAUGCUUGGAAAUAUUCCAUUCGCAUUGGUUUACACUUCUGAAUGUUCUCAACUGCCACUGCUCAGAUAUAUACCUCUGCAGAUCUUCGUUGAGUGAUAACGAAAUUAGAUGUGUCCUGGAACUCUGGAGCGUCGGAAACAUGCCGUAUUUGGAGUGUUUUGAAGUUGAGAGGACUAAGGAUAGUUCGGAAUUUGAUGAAGAGACUAUAUACAAAGGAUUGAACGUGACAAAGGUGCCGGAAGGUAAAAGAUGGAGAUAUUAUUAGUGAGUUUGAAGCUAUGGAACAUUUGAAUUAUUGUAUGGUUUGAUAGUAUCUGAAACAAGUUGCAGCUGUGACGAGUAUAAUAAUCUACACAAGUCACGCGUUUACUUCGGCGGUUAUGAACUCAAAGGAAUCGACGAUUCUCGUGCUUCUGUUAAGACGCUUAUUAAUGGACUUGGUGUUUCUUUUUUCUAUUUCUUAAUCACACCAAAACCGGCAAGUCGUAAAGUGGUAAGGUUGACUUUAGAACCGUAUCCCUGACUCUGUUUCAACUGUUUGUUAUUCCCUGCCUUUCUCUCUCUUCUUCUAUUUUGUUUUAGUCAUCAGAAUUCGACGAUUCUGAUGAUGACUGUGAAAUUGAAACUAUCACCGUCAUGGUUCUCCCCUCGUAUCGUUUUACUGUAAAUCUAGAAUUGUUAAUUAUCCUUCCAUCGAGUCACAGAUUUCAUCAUCAAUUUGUGAUCUUUCUUCAAAGUUUUCCCCAUUUCCGCUUCCAAUUCUAUGAAGAGAUAAACGAUCAUUCGAUGACUUUUGCAAUGAAAACAUGAUAAAUUCUUUGAAUUCUGUUAUUUAUUGCAUUUUAAAUAAAACAAAACAAAGUCGAACAACGAAUUUUUAUGUUUCCGGUAUUUCUGUUGUGAACUAUUUAUGUAUGCUUCAUAAGAUUAAAAAAACUAAACUUUAUAAAAUUCAAGUGCAAUGCAGUAUAACUAUUUUGCUCUUUUCUCCGCGGGCACAACCUGCUCUCUCUCUCUCCUUAUUUCGCGCAUUUCCAUGGCAACGGCUCGCCGCUUUCCUUCUCCGUCUCCCCGCAUUUCCAUUCCUCACUCCGCUCUUCCAACUCUAAUCCCCCCUCGAAAUGCCGCCGUUUUCCGAUGAGAAACCUUUUGUAAGUUCAACUGAAUUCCAUUUGAAACGGGCGGAUUGUGUUCAGGACAGGAGCAUUGCUCGAAAAGUGCUCAUCGAUCAGUCGAAACAGCAGCAAAUCAGUCUGAUAAGUGGAUUUCGAGGAGUUGCGAGACAUCUGAAGAGUCUUCUGAAUGUGGAAAUGUACGUGGAAUGGGAAGGGAACGUUCUCGAAGUGUCCGUUUCAGAAACACCGAACCGAUCACGCUGAACGGAUUGGACGACGUGCGAAUGCUCAUCAUUCCACAGCCAAAGUCUUCGUUCGGAACUGGUGAGGUACUGAAUAAAAUAGGAAAAGAAAUGGAUUGAAGUGAACUGUGAUUCAGAUCGAAACAAUUUGGAAGUUCGUGGAAGAAGGCGGCGCUUUGAUGAUUCUGUCCGGAGAAGGAGGAGAGAGACAGUCGCUGAACGAACUGAUCGGAAAGUACGGAAUCACUGUCAACAAAGGCUCGUUUUUUGUUUCCCUUUUAUACGUCCUCGGGUUUUCCAUUCCAGAUGCCGUAAUCCGGACGGUCUUUCUGAAAUACUUUGAUCCGAAGGAGGCGCUCGUCGCCAAUGGAGUCGUGAACCGAUCGAUUGCGGUGGCGGCGAAGAAGAACGUGAGCACGGAGCAGAAGCAGAAUGCGCAGGCCCUUUCGUUCAUCUACCCGUACGGUUGCACUCUGAACGUGAACAGCCGUCUCUCGACGAUCGUCCUCUCGUCUGGAAGCACGAGUUUCCCGAUCAGCAGACCUGUUGCUGCUUUCCAUGAGACGAAACUGAAUGAAAUGGUGAGAUGGCAGGGAGAUCAAUUCAAAUUUUUAUGGUUUUCAGAAGAAGAAAGGUCGGGUGUGCGUCAUCGGAUCGGUGUCAAUGUUCCACGACACGUACAUUGACAAGGAAGAGAACGGAAAGAUAUUCGUGAGUUCCAUAAAAGAUUAUCACGAAAAUCAUUGUGAUUUGAAGGAUACAUUUGUUGAAUAUCUGAUCAACGGUUUCGAUUUGAACACGAUUGACUCGGCAGAACCGGAGAUCAGUGACUAUACGAACAUUCCCGAUCACAUUCACAUGUCUCAACAAGUGAAGGUUUGUAUGUACGAAGGAGAACUCGAUUCGGCGGUCAGUUCGGACUUCAUGAAGAUCAUGGACAACUCGUUGCACUCGAUCAGUUUGAAGCAGUGGCCGAUGACAUUACGGUAUGCAUCGAGCAGUGUCCUAUCAUUUGCCUUUUCAGUCUUUACGAGGCGCUCAAUCUGUCUCCUCCCCCUCUGACUCUCGUGGAACCGCAGUUCGAUCUUCCGAUGCCUCCGUUUCAACCGGCUGUCUUCCCUCCGACAUUCCAGGAACUUCCGAUGCCUCCUCUCGAGUUGUUCGAUCUUGACGAACAAUUCAGUUCUCCGGAGAUUCAACUGUCUCAAUUGGCAAACAGAAGUCCGUUUCUUUCCGAGAGAAACCGAAAAACGCAAUUGUUUCAGGCGAGGAAGAAGAUUUAGUGUUCUUCAUUGAGAAGGCUGCAGAAAUCACCGGACUGUCCGCCGAGUUGACGAAGAGCGAACGGACUCCAAAGAAGAUAAUGGAGCUGGCGUUGAACAAGCUGAUUCUGUUCAAGGGGUCCAUGAUGGGCGGAGAGCUGGAAGUGGCGUCCGCGUUCGACAUCGAAGAAGAAGAAGAAGGCCACAACACGAGUUUCAACCGAGUUGACGAGAUGGACGAACAAUUGUAUUCUGAUAUCGACGAAUUCGAUGACUUGUGA
This is a messenger RNA of Caenorhabditis sp. 36 PRJEB53466, 4762 nucleotides long. The record is from the annotation of a GenBank genome assembly. NCBI's taxonomy places the organism in Eukaryota, Metazoa, Nematoda, Chromadorea, Rhabditida, Rhabditidae.